This is a messenger RNA of Misgurnus anguillicaudatus (oriental weatherfish), 3431 nucleotides long. RefSeq lists its product as uncharacterized. The record is from RefSeq and is a predicted model, not a curated record. Lineage: Eukaryota; Metazoa; Chordata; Actinopteri; Cypriniformes; Cobitidae.
CAUAUACAUGGAAAUCAACCAUUAAUAAUUAAAAACGAUAUAUCUUGUUGUUAUUUUUUUAAGAGACAACUUCCAGCCCACAAAUUAUUUUUUUCGAGAUUUAUUCAGUGAACAUAAAUAUGUCAAAGGCCGUUUUUCAAUCCAAAUGCUGCAGCCUGCGGAGGUCGCAUAUGCAGGCUGGAUACGUAAUCAAGCCUGGUUUAUUUAAGUUAACUGAGAAUUACAUUCGCAAGUCAUAAGCAUAUGACAACAAUUUACGAUUAACCGAGAAUAAUAGUUACGUUUAUAAUAGUUAAUAUUUUAAAAUACGACAGUCUUGAUGACGAAUGCAGCCUAGAUAUGCGGACCUCCAGCGCCAGCGGAUCUGUGAAGAAGUCGCAGAGCCAUGACGUCACAGCAGUUUCCGGACAGCAGCACAGGACCGCAGUUUAGAAAAUGAACAAUGGCAGAAAGCGUGACGCAUGUUACGAUUCAGCGAGGGAGAAAAAUCCUUAAGUUGGAAAAAUGCAAAGACUGUUGCAGCAGCUUCCACUGCCCUUUCUGCAAGUCCAGCGUCUUCAAGCCAGCAAAACUGGCUAAAUUAAAAUCGCAUCUCAAAUGUCACUAUAAAAAAGCAAUUACUCACGGUGACUUCACCAUUCACAGAUGUGGACUGGGCUGUAGAACGACACUCCAUUAUCACUGCGUGUUCUGCACGACUACGGUCCUGAGGAAAGAAGAUUUUCAAAACCAUUUGGAAGUCUGUAAACACAAACUGCAUCUUCCAUCAGCCACGGAAAAAGCUGUGACAUCUCCAAAAACCAAAGAAACGUCAGUAACCUCUACAGCAAUAGUGACCGCUCCAGACGUCCAACAAACGCCCUCCACCUACAGUUCAAAUGAUACUUCAGUAAACAUCAAUACAGACACAGAGUCCUCCAACAAGGUGUUCUCGAACAAGGUUCGCGUCCGACCCGUUGUCAAGACAGAAUGCCCGAUUUGCAAUGCCCUAAUGAAUAAAUGCAACCUACAGAAACAUAUUGACCGCAAACACACCAAUGACCCGAUAAAAGACCUAAACGCCACAUUUCACCUCACCAGCCAGUGUAUUGAUAACACGAACGGCAUAUUUGCCGUUUUAAAAAUCGCAAACGGUCGUUGCGUGCCACUCCACGUACAGUACAAAACGUGGGGAGAAAAUCACAGAGUCAUCUGUGAAUCCAACGAGUGUCAGGUAAACCUGGAACUUGCUCAGAGUAGCGGCUUGCCGCCGCGCCAAUGCAAGCACAUUACGUCGGUGACCUACUGCCGGUCUUCUGCCGAACAGGUCUCGCUUACAGAAGAAACUUUAACAGAGAUGGCGAGAGCGAAGUGGUUGAGCGAGGAAACCGAAAAGAUGUGUCUCGCCCACCAGCGGCUUGCUGAAAACAACUGCGUGCCGCUUUCUGUUCACGUUACAAUUGGGGCCCUGCAAACCAAGAAAUGCGUUUCGGUUUUCGAGUCCCACCACAUUUUGGGCCGUGUCAUGGUGGUUUAUAAGACAAAAUUGAACAAGUGGUACUGCCCCUGCGCAAAAAAGCGACAGUCAUGCAUUCACAGAUACAUCGCCCACUGGCACCUGUUUCAGACCCAUCCUGAGCUGUUUCGGCCGCCGGUCAUUAACACUGAAGAAGCGCUAUCAGAAGACCGACAUGACUAUCCAGAAGAGAUGGAUGACUAUACCGUGUAUCCCCCAAAGGAACAUGAACUCAAAAACAUGGUAGAUUACAUUUUUCAAAACAAGAAGAUACCUGCCAACCUACCGUACGAUAUCUGCGUGCCAUCGACAGAGAGGAGCCACCCAAGAUCGCUUUGGCCAAAUGAAAUUAUAUGUCAGAGAUGUCCGGAUGCCGUUCCCCUUAGUGACCCUAUCCUGAUAACACAGACUGCAAAAAUACUCACCAACUGGUGCAUUAUUGAAGAUGUUGCCACCUACUAUAAGCAGUGUCCAGAGUGUGAAAUGUGUUACCGGUACCAGGAAUGGAAAGAUGGCCUCCAUAACUUCAACGAUGACAUCAUCCUCGACAUCCCCUUAUGCAUAACCUUGAGAAACCUCUUGCAGGUUCAUACUUCAGUGAGCAGAGCAGUGGAGUUUUUGCAGCUCAUGACAGGUGUGGAGUAUCCACCGGCAGACGCUGUCCUGCGUGCAUAUUUACAUUUUGAAGCUCUUACAGAGCAUGAAUACAAGUUCUCGUGUGUUUCCUGUGGAGAUCAUCCACCUGUGGUCAUAAUGGGUUUACAGAAAAAACCUUUGCAGGUUUCAGAAAAUGACAUUGAAGAACCUCCCGAGGAUUUUAAAGGGGAGGUCAAUGUGGAAAUAUUCUGGGAGGCUUUGUCCAAGGAGAUGAUUGCUCAAGGAUUUGUUGCAAAUGAUGGUUAUAAUCCACUUUCAGUUCCACCAUCCUUUCACUUUUGGGCUCCUUGGAUUGGCAGGAACACACGGCGCUCCGACACGGUGCUAAACACAGAGUUUGAGAAAGUUCACGUUUCCAAUUCUGCAUCAGAGAACUUGAUUUCAGAAGACCGGCUUAGAGACGAACUUUUCAAACAGAAGGUUGAUGUUGUUCGAAGCUUGUGCACAGACUGUGGUUUGGACUCCACUGGAUCUUACAGUGAACUCCUACUGAGAUUGUCAGAUGACAUGAAGUCUGGGGAAACUUAUAAAAAAGUUUAUGAGAAGAUCUGGGCUCCAUCCGGAGGGUGGGGAGUGAUCAUGUGUCCCUGUGGGAUUGUGUACAGUCUGAGAAACAAUCUGCGAGCUGAAACUCCUCAAGACUUCGCCGAUUUGUUACUGUCAUGGAAACACAUGCCAAACAUCAUCAUUUAUGAGUUUGCACACAGUCUCGCCACUCACACGAAUCGAAGGGCACCCGAACAGAUACCCAUCGCUCCAUUUGAAGGAUGCUUAGCGGAGCCCACUCAAGAUAAUGUUGAUCUGGCCAAAAGUGGGCAGUUGAACGUGUCGCUACCGUGGUUGCAGAGCAAGAAGGCUGUUGCAGAUGUUUACGAACAUCCCGUUACAGGAUCUUCUGAUCGUUAUGUGCUGUAUGACAAGAUUCAUGAAGGUAAUCACAAGGACAUUAGAGAUGUUUUAAGGAACGUUACAUCAGUCCCUCAGCUUGCCGGAAAAGUAAACAGCCGGAUCGUAAAGCAGCUGUUUACCGAGAUGAAGAAAAACAGCUACUUUUUGAGGACGUCUUCACCAUCAACACAGCUGUUUCAAAUGAGGAACAUCAUUCAUCGUUAUAAUGAACACAAGAAUAGCAAAGUGAUUGACAGGUCUGUGUUUGGUCAAUCUAAGUGACGUUUAAAGUUUUCUGUACAUAACUUUUUUGUUUGACUGCCCAAGUUAAAUGUGUGCAAUUUAAUUUUUUUUUAAUUUUUAUAAAUUGAACGUUAAAUGCAGUUCAUUA